Messenger RNA from Nezara viridula (southern green stink bug), 999 nucleotides. The record is from the annotation of a GenBank genome assembly. Lineage: Eukaryota; Metazoa; Arthropoda; Insecta; Hemiptera; Pentatomidae.
AUGGGUUGUAAUAAAAGACUUUUCCUUUUGAGUACUUGUUGCUCACAAUUGAUAACAACUAUCUGGAGGCAGGUAUUUGAUUUCCUUGGUUUUAUGUGGUGUCCCAUUAUUGUGAAUUUCUUUCAAAUAAUAUUUGUGAUAUUUGGUUUUUUCGGAGCAUGGCAGUAUAAAUCUUCAUAUUUAUUGACUUACUGCUUGUGGACUCUAUUCUGGAUUGGCUGGAACUCUUUCAUAUUUUGUUUUUAUCUAAACAUUGGCAUUUUAAAUAGAGAGUGGGAUGUGUUGAGCCUAGGUGCUGGGAGUAUCAGUUGGUGGGAAGCUAACGGUCCUGGUUGUAAAGCUUUAUUUCUUCCUAAUCAAACUGGAAUAGAAACAGAACCUUGGCACCCCCUGCGUCCUGAUCUAGUCACUGGUUGUAUAAUUCGUUAUUAUAAUUUGGAAGCUACACAGGCUGCCCUACAUGCUUUACUUGGUAUAAUUGGUUUUGGUUUUUGUGUCUCUUUAAGUAACACAAUCAAGAAUGGAGAACAAGAAACUCCUUCAACCUUAAAAAAAACUAUUCAAAGUCCUCUGUAUCCUGUUGAUUUGAUUCCACGACGUGUAAAUAAUGGCCCUGAUUUUAGUGGUGAUUCAAUUGAUGAAAUUGAUCCUAGAGUAAGUCGACCAAUGACUCCUAGAAGAGUUAAAAGGCGGAGUGAUUCUAGAGGUUGUCACACAGGUUCUCUUCCUAGGAGGCAACAUGGAGGAAGGUCAAGUCUGAGAUCAUCUAGGAGAAAUCGGUCAUCUCAUCCUCCAAGAAAUGAUGAAACUUCCAGACCACUCAGUGGCCAUACCAAUCUCAUGUUUCGCCAUAGCCCUGAAAACUCCUAUGACGAAGAGAGACCACCCUCAGCAAGAUCAAGUUAUUCUAAUUUUCACGGGACACGAGCUCACUCAUACAGACAUUUCUUAGUUUCAGGGCCACCUGGUUAUACACCACAGUCAGAAACACCAAUUUGA